UCGGGUUCUUCUCCAUUUUUCAUUUGCCCAAUUCAACCAAAUCAGCGUUCGAUGCUCUUCACUUAGGUCUAUAGCUUCUCCCUGUAUUACCAGUUCUAAGGUACUGUAAUUCCCUUCAGAAUUUGGUUCUUGUUUUGUGCCCUUCUGAAAGACACCAACCCAUAUCUCAGAAUCCUAAACAGGUUUGUGUCCAUUUUCUCCAAAAAGAAAGAAAAAAAAAACUAGGAGAUUGGUUCCCAAAAACUUGAUUAUGUUCUGUACCCGCCAUUUUCCUCAGCCUGUGUUCAUCUUGGGUUGGUCUUCGAACGCCAAAAUUUCCACGUUCUUGAAGGUGAAGAGAUUGAUUGCAAAAAUUCUUUAGACAGUCACUUUGGUCUCAAAAGGGAAUCUACUUUUCGUUUUAGUCUGUUAAUCCUUGUGAGCUGUAACUUAGCUUAAAUCCGUUGCUUGGUCUCACUUUAUGCUCUGAAAGUUCUAACUUUUCUCCUUGUCUAUGAUAAUAACAUUGAUAGGCCUCUCUCUCUCUCUCUCUCUUAACUUGAGUGAGGAUGAGCAUUGAUCUGAUCCUGGGUUUGUUUCCUUUUUGCUCUUUAGUCCCAUCGACCACUGUACAAAAAGCUGCAUAGUUUACUUCACUUGUUCCUUGUCGAGUCUUUCAAGCAAUCGUCCCAACUUUUGGAUUCCAGUUCCUUUAGAGAGAGAGAGAGAUUUUAUUUGGGUUUAAUCUUUAGGGUUUUAAAGGUUGGAAUCAAUAGGAAUGGAUGGUGAAGCUGGCGAAGAUGGCGAAAUGGGGUUUCAGCAUGGAGAAGAGACAGGUAUUGAAAUGACAUCAAUGCCCUUGUCUGCAAAGGUGGAUCCUUUCUUCCCUUCUUCAGACUGGGAUCCUCUUGUAUCUGCAAUGGCCUCAACCAAUGUCUUCUCCAGAUCUCAUUACACUUCCCUGGUAAUGGAGAACAUAGGGAUGAGUGGCUUUGCUCAUUACCAAACAGGCCCGGGGUCGAGUUAUGCAGACAUGUCGACUGGUUUUCUUCUUCCUUAUGGAAACUUGCCUGAUUGCAACCAAAUUGGUCAUUGUAUUGGUUCAGACGAGAAGGGUCAGAGUCAGCCAGGAAAGGUUCAUGAAGGUCAUCAAGUUUCAGAGGAUGGUGUUCUUCUUGGUGCUUCUCCUUGCAGAAAAAGACGACAACCUGAACCCGAGAUGGCCCUUUCUUCGCAACGGAACAAGAAAGCUGUGGAAGUAUUUCGAAAGAACGAUCAAAACAAAGAUCAAAGCAAGAACAGGAUCGAAUCUGAGAGGAACAUGGUUGAAGAUUCUGGUGGAAAGACACCGACUAAAGAGACAAAAGAAGAGGAGAACUCGCAGAGCGGAGAAACUCCUAAAGGAAACUACAUUCAUGUCAGGACAAGAAGGGGUCAGGCAACUAAGAGUCACAGUCUUGCAGAAAGGGUUAGAAGAGAAAAGAUCAGCGAAAGGAUGAGAUUGCUUCAAGAACUUGUCCCAGGAUGCAGCAAGAUCACUGGAAAGGCGGUAAUGCUCGAUGAAAUCAUCAACUACGUCCAGUCGCUACAGCAGCAAGUUGAGUUUUUGUCCAUGAAGCUUUCGGCGGUAAAUCCAGAAGUCAAAAUCGAUAUAGACAGAACUCGCGCCAAAGAUAUUCUUCAUUCAAGAGACGAAAACGGGUAUGUUCUCGGGUUAAGAACCGGAAUGAAUCUUCUUCAUCCUUACAACACCAUUCAAGGGAUAAUACCAAACAUUCCCACAACGAAUUCACAGCUUAAUCCGCUGUCUCAGACUGUAAUAGACACUGAACUACAAAGCAUAUACCAAAUGGUGCUUGUCUCGAAUACAUCAAACACAGACAGUUUCCCACCAGAUGGUGUGAAUUAAAACUUACCGUUCUCUUCAAUC
Tarenaya hassleriana is the source of this 1909-nucleotide messenger RNA. Its product is annotated as transcription factor bHLH74. Bases 758 to 1888 code for a protein of 376 amino acids. Gene Ontology annotation, cellular component: nucleus. NCBI's taxonomy places the organism in Eukaryota, Viridiplantae, Streptophyta, Magnoliopsida, Brassicales, Cleomaceae. The transcript is spliced from 7 exons. Gene Ontology annotation, molecular function: protein dimerization activity; DNA-binding transcription factor activity. Gene Ontology annotation, biological process: regulation of DNA-templated transcription. The record is from RefSeq and is a predicted model, not a curated record.